UCAGGGUGGGGGGGCAGCAGCAGAGACCGGAAGUCUGACAUUCGGGAUAAUCUGCCGCCUGUCGUUUCUUUCUACACACCAAAAUGGCGCGCCCUGACAGCAAGGGCGCGAGCGUGCACGUAGCGAACGAGGCAAAACAUGUGGGCGGGAAAAAGCUGCUGCGCCGCUACUCGGCUCUUUCCGGCAGCAGCCGAGCAGGCUGUGGACACGCGGAGCAGCAGCGACGUGGAGCGAGGAGCCCGACGGCGACGAGGAGCGAGUCCGUCCGCGGGCGCAGUGACCGGACACGGGGCUCGCGCGCAGAAUGAGACAGCCCUCGCGGGGCAGCGCGCGCAGACAUGAACGGGGCCGUGUACAUCUCGUUUUUCCAGGGCCAGCUGGAGUCCGUGCUGGAGCAGGUCGUGCAGCUCGCCGUCCAGGAAAUCAGCAAGACGGUGGGCGCGAGCCUGAACGCGCUGCUGCUGGAGACCGCCGUGAAGGAGACGGAGAACCGGCGGCUGCGGCUGCAGCUGCAGGCGCGGGAAAGCCGCGGCCGCGCCGCCGCGGAGGACGGGGCCCCGGCGGGGGCCGCUAAAGCCAAGGCGGGGGACGGCCGCAGGACAAAGCCCGAGGCUGGGGGGCAGAGCGGCGCGCGCGGCGUCGCCUUCGACACCCGCCGCCUGGAGCAGCGAGGACGAGUCGUGGACCAGCUGAAGGUGGUCAUGGAACAGGUCCUGGACUUCGCGCUGCGGGAGCUGACCAAGAUCGUGGAGGCGUCGGUGGACAACCUCCUGCAGGACAUCUCCAAAAUGGACAAGGAGCAGCAGGCUCUGGAGGAGAAGCUCGGGGGGAGCAUCGAGCCCUCAGCCCCGCAGGUGACGGGGCAGCCCCCGCCUCCAGCGAGCCCAGCGCUGAAGCCCCGCCCCCAGCAGGUCACGGCUCCUCGGCCUCCAUGCUGCACCGCCUCCUCACGUUGCCCUCCCAGCUGCUGGAGGACGAGGAGGAGGCCGGGGACAAGGAGGCGCUGGUUUCCCUGGCAACCAAUGGAGGCAACGACUGGCGAGGAGACUCAGAGCUGCCGGCCCCCACCGCCAAAGAGGAGGAGGAGGAGGAGGAAGAGGAGGAGGAGGAGGACGAGGAGGGCAAAGGAAGGAAGAAGAAGCGGCGCCGGGUCUGGUCCGAGUGUGAGGAGUGCGGUCGGCGCUUCAGCCGGAUGUCCCUCCUGAAGGCGCACCGGCAGACUCACGCCUCUUCAGACGGCGCCGCCGAUGCGCCCUCGCCCUCAUCUCCUCCAUCGGGCGCCACUUCGCCUCUGCGCUGCUCCGAAUGCGGCAGGCGGUUCUCCUCGUCCACGCGCCUCAACAGCCACAUGCGGACCCACCACGAGAACCGGUCCUGAUCGGUUCUGAUGGUACAAAGAUGGGCGGCUUUUACUCCGGAAGGCUUCAGGAAAUGUUUCAUCAUAGGCAGGUCCGACUUUGGUUCUGGCCAAGAACCAUGAAAGGAGACCGGAACCAAAACUUUCAGGAUGUUCCUCCUUCACAGUCUGAUCCGGUUCUGGUUCCACACUGACGUGUCUGAACUGAGAGCUCCGCUGCACCGAGAUGAAGAACCUUUGUUGGUGUGGACAGACCAGCUGCCAACAGAACCAGAACCACAUGCUUCCGCUGAUGAAGAGGAGCCGCACACGUCUCUUCCUCUCAGAUGAAGGAUCGGACCGCAAUAAAGCGUUUGUGGGACGCGUCCGGACCCGGCGGGACGGACUGUUUCUAAGUGACCUUCUUGUUUGAGCCUCUGGACUUCUGGACUGUGCGUCUUCUGGCGGGGUUGUACUUCCUGUCCGCGGUGGGCGCGGGACUUGGCGUGCAUCAGUGGCAUCAACAGUUGGAAUGUGAAGCUUUUACUUUGACAGACUUUCCUCUGUCAGCUGACAGCGCUUUGGAGCCAGCCUGCAUUCCCGCCUUUCCUCCUUUGCCCCGCCUCCUCACAUUGAACAGCGGCGUCCGGAUCUGCAGGGAAGUUUGUUCCCACCAAAUUCUUCCUGCUUGUUCCCGCACUCUGCCGUCGGGUCAUCUUCCUGUGAGUCAAAAAACAGUUUCCUGGUCAAAAUUCAAAUCCUUGAUUGGCGUUGGAUUUAUAGAAAGGACACGCCCACACAUCCGGGCCUUUGAUAUCUUUGUUGUGAUUCUAUAAUUAGUCAGAAUAAAUAUUUAGACUAAAUCGAAAAAUGAAUAGCUCCAGAUUUUAGCUGCAGCCAUUGGUCAGGAGGGAGGCCCCGCCUCCAUUUUUGAAUCUUUGAGAUUCUGCCUCGAUCAAAACGACCUUCAGCUUCUGAAGGUCGGAGCUGCUUGAAGGUCAGACAGACUUAAAGACGUAGGAAUCUUUAUUUUCAGAGGUACUCAAGGACGUCUCCGUUGAUCCUUCGUUUCUCCAUAACUUUAAAAGUUUGACCUUUUGACCGAUUUUCCGCCACAGACGACCUUUAACCCGAGUGUGGAAGCCCUGAAGGCGUGACUAUAACCCGUUUAUGUCAAAUAAUCAUUUCUGACUCUAAAUGUGGGGAUCGGUUUGGAGUGACUGAUUCACACAGACACCAGGUCUGGACUCUGAACGACUGAAGGAACUCCAGAGUCGAACCUGCCGCCAGACCGCCGCCAAACGACCGGUUCCCUCGCCCGCCAGUGACCGAUAGUCGCCUCCCUCCAUUUUCUUGUUUGAAGACUUCUGUUGAUGCAAAAAAAGAGCCGUUGAAGAACAUGGGCGUGGCCGUGGGGGGGUCUUGUCUGCUCAUGAACGCCGCCGCCUUGCCCCUGCUCAGCUCCACGCCGUCACAUACCUCAUUUUCUUGUGUUCCUGUGCGCGCACAGACCAAAUACCUCAGCUGUACAGACGUGUGACCACAUUAAUGUAUUUGUUUGCUGGUUCUGGUCCCGGAGCCUGAAGCUGCCGGAAAAUCGCCGGACUUGGACCUCAGGUGGAGAACCAACAUUUCCUCCAGAAAAGCUUUGACUCAGAAUCCCCAAACGGCUGAAGAGGAUCAAUCCCGUUUCAGGCUCCUUCAGAGAAUCCGAAAUGUUUGUGAAUAUUUAAGUCGUUUUGUUGCUGAUUUCUGCCUGGACUGACACCUCCUUCGUUUCUCCUCCUGGAGGAUCAGACAGGAGGACCAUCAGAGGAUGAAGACCUGCAUGAACAGAAGUUUGGGGGGGGGGGGUCAUGUGACCCAUCUGUAACCAAUCCCUGACCCUCCUGUCUUGUUACAAAGCCUUUCAGGAGAAAGCAUCCGGCUGGAAGUCAACCACAGGAGGGAGUGGGAGGAGUCUGACGUCUGACUCCGCCCACUGCAGACAAACCGUCAAAACUUCCUCAAGUCAUUUCUUCUAUCUGACCAUCAGGCGUUUAGGGUUGAAAUCCCAGAGAAGAAAUAGAUGGUCCUCUUGUAGCAUUAAUCUGUUAUAAAACGUGUUUUCGACGAUCUGAAUCCAGACAUAGCCGCUACGCUAACGCCGUUCACACUCUCCCAACCAAUCCUGACGUAGCCGCUACGCUAACACUGUUCACGCUGUCCCAACCAAUCCUGACGUAGCCACUAUGCUAACGCUGUUAACGCUGUCCCAACCAAUCCUGACGUAGCCGCUACGCUAACACCGUUCAAGCUCUCCCAAACAAUCCUGACGUAGCCGCUACGCUAACGCCGUUCACGCUGUCCCAACCAAUCCUGACGUAGCCGCUACGCUAACGCCGUUCACGCUGUCCCAACCAAUCCUGACGUAGCCGCUACGCUAACGCUGUUAACGCUGUCCCAACCAAUCCUGACGUAGCCGCUACGCUAACACUGUUCACGCUGAACCGAACAAAUCCUGACGUAGCCGCUACGCUAACACCGUUCAAGCUCUCCCAACCAAUCCUGACGUAGCCACUACGCUAACACUGUUCACGCUUCCCCAACCAAUCCUGACGUAGCCGCUACGCUAACGCAGUUCACGCUCUCCCAACCAAUCCUGACGUAGCUGCUACGCUAACGCUGUUCACGCUUCCCCAACCAAUCCUGACGUAGCCGCUACGCUAACGCAGUUCACGCUCUCCCAAGCAAUCCUGACGUAGCCGCUACGCUAACGCCGUUCACGCUCUCCCAAGCAAUCCUGACGGCUGAAAGGUCUCCGCUCAGGUGGGGGCAGGCUCAGGCCACGCCCACCUGCAGGUUACAUUUCUGCGUUCCGCCUUAAACGUUUUGAGGAUGGAGGCAGACGUUCCUGCAGGUCGGUCUGAGGUUCCAUGGAAGCGUUCGUCCCAAUCCUCUGUGGGUGAUUUCCAGCCACUCCCCUUUCUCUGUGUCAGUAAUUCCGGGGGGGAAGGGGGGUCACCUGCUGUGAUGCAUUCAGGUGUACAUAUCAGAGGACGACCGUGAUCCUGACGCUGGUCCAACGGUCCAGCUGUUUGUUCUGGAGUCCCUCAGGAACCAGUUCCAGGACUCCUGAUGCUUGACUCAGAUGGGGGUGGGGGUGGGGGUGGUUGUUUAUUACAGUUGUACUUUUACUCUGAAGUGUGUUUGUAAAAUGCAGCCAAAUGUGUUUCUAUUGUUUUCUACUCAUCCCGUGGAAACGUCAUCUCAGUGUUUUUGGAUCUGAUGCAAUACUUUCCUACCGUCGGCCUCGUUUUGUAAUUCAGCAUCAGAGGAACCCGGACGCUUCUGGGGGGGGGGGUCGGAGGCCGUGACCCCAGUGACUUUUUUACUGCUCUUCCAGUCAGUCCGGUCGGGUACUAGUGAUGUAACAAUUCCAAUAAAUGUUCCAGACGAGCCGGA
Messenger RNA from Oryzias melastigma (Indian medaka), 4780 nucleotides. Its product is annotated as myoneurin. The record is from RefSeq and is a predicted model, not a curated record. Lineage: Eukaryota; Metazoa; Chordata; Actinopteri; Beloniformes; Adrianichthyidae. Gene Ontology annotation, cellular component: nucleus.